AAAAUUGUAUCAUUUCAUCCUUUCACGUCUAAACGGCAACACAACCCGAGCAGCGACAUAAGUGGUAGAGCGGUGCGCUUUUUUCGUACGAUCCCGUUAUUGUUGUGUGUGGAUUGAUUAAUAUCGUUUAGUUUAUUACGAACCAAAAAUAGAAUUGGAUUUAAAAGAGAAAGUGCAUUCGACGAAAAGUGUGCAAGUUCAAAGGUUAAGUUCACAGUUUCGAAAAAUCGAAAGCCAAAAGUUACGCAAAAAGUCAAAACGGACUUAAAAACAUAAACAAAUAAGACAAAAGUGUUUGAAAAAAUGUCACAAAUUAAAGCAGCUAUCGGUGUUUUGUGUUUGAUCACAGUUGCUGCCGCACUUCCCGCCGAGGAGACACGCGGUCAUGCGCGCAAUGCAGUUAGCGGGGACAAUGACAUCAUGGAUAGCAUCUACAGCGAUUGCUUGCGAAAGGAUUCGGUGUCUUGUGUCAAAUAUAAGCUCUUCAAUUUCGUCGACAAAGUGCUCUCCGCUCGCGAGCAGUUCUCGCUGACCGAAGGUGUAACGGUAGUGCGUUCGCCCGAUGCACCUGCCACCGAAGCUGCACGCUCCAUCUCUGGCGACGAAUCAUUCGAGUCGUUGGCACUCAACCGCAUUUCAAGCUUCUUAAACACCCACACCAUUAAGGUCGAAUUGAAGGGUGCGGAUAUUGUGCAGGCGGUCAGCUCAACUGGACGUGCGCUCGAAGAUGUCUCCGAAUCAUUGUUCGGUGGUAAUGACGAUCCCAAUGCACCCGAAGAGAGCCGUGGCAAGAAGAAGAAGGCUGCUAAAAUUUUGGGCCCCAUUCUUGCUUUAGUCGCACUGAAAGCCGCCGCCCUGUUGCCACUCUUGUUGGGCGCAAUCGCUUUAAUCGCCGGCAAGGCUCUGCUCAUCGGUAAAAUCGCCUUGGUGCUGUCCGCUGUGAUCGGUCUGAAGAAACUGUUGUCUCAAGAGAAACAUGUCACCUACGAAGUGGUCGCCCACCCACAUCACAGCGCAUCCCACUCCGUCAGCCACGACUCGUACGGCAGCGGCUACAGCGCCGACGCCGGUUCUUCUGGCUCAUACGGCAGCUCCGGUCAUGGUGGCUGGGGACGCUCACUGGAUGCUCAAGACUUGGCUUAUGCUGCCCAAAAGCCACAGGCAUAAGUUGUUUGUAGUUAAGGGGAAGAAUAAGGGACUGUACAAUGACAUUUGGCAGGGGAAUAAUUUGGAGCUUAAAAUCCCAACGACAAACACAUCAACGAUUAGCACGAAAUUCGGACCAGUGGACAGGCAAUACGAUUGGCAGCAAGCAGCGAAAAAGAUUUGAAAAGGCCGCUCUAAACUUUCGGCAUGUACGCAUGCGACCGUUGGGAAAGCGCAGCUGCCAAAGUCGAAGCCCAACUAGACACAACGUGAACGAAAGCCACAAGACACAAAAUUAAACAAAACAAAUCUUAAUUAUAUUAAUUUAUUUGCUAAUUAAUUUAUUUAAUUUAUUACAUACUAUUACAUCCAUGAAAAAGACACAAAAUCGAAACGACUCGUAGCCUUGACCUUUUGGAUCAGCGGAUACACGAAGUAAAUAUAUGAAAAAAUGAUUUAAAGAUAUGAAAGCAACGAAUACAUAAGUACUCUAAAGAAAAGCAUAUAUAUAAAAGAGUUUAUUGAAACCUAAAAAACUACGUGUGUGCAUUUUAUAACUUAAAUUAAUUACAUAUUUGUAUACAUAUUUAAUCUACAAAGUAAUUUAUUUAUUUUGUUUUAGUAAUUUUUCUUUUAAGCUAAAGCUAAAACACAAACUGUUUAAGAUUAUGUAAAAAUUAGCAAACAAAAUGAGAGACGAAGUCGGUACCUUAAUAUAUUUAAAAAUUUUUUCACCCUUUUUGCACAGCAGGCACAACUAACACUUAGCAGUGCUUAAAGGGAGUUGCUUUUAGCAUUUAGGUAGUUUGCGCGGCGGCUCUUUGUGCGCUGACCUGUGCUGAUUGCCUGGCAAGAUGGCGAGCAGCAGAUCAACUAGCUUAACACCUGCCGCAGCGAAUACUUACUAGCUACACAUUAACACGCACUUACUAUACAUAAUAGCACACGAAGUGCAACUAAUUGUUUUUAACUUCACCUCUCUUUCACUUGCAGCUCAAGUUCUGAAGUCUCGAGUACUGGCAUCCCCAGUAAGCUUGCACCGCAACUUAAACUUACUAGAAGCACAAGUACAUUUAAAAUUUCCUAUUUUUUCAACACUUUCUUCAUUUCCAUUCUUCAUAUCUAAUCUGCUCUCACUUAAAGCACUUUCAGCUAAGUUUAACGCACACACAACAGAGAACUCUUUUCGAUACUCACUCAAUUCUCACUCACUUAUUUUUCUCUCGCCUCCAUAGAGGCGCUGUCAUGCUAUCUUUUAAAACUACUAUCUGAGACUAUUCUUGCCACACUUCAGCUACGCUUUAAUACUUCGUAAUAUAUCUUUAGCUUUCCCUUGUACAAAUUGCUUUACUAUUCUUACUUUAGCUCUCACUCUUACAAAUCUAUGUACAAUCUCUACAUAUAAUUUUAUUAAUUGUAAUACUAUAUUUUCAGUUAAAAUUCUAGUCUUACGUAUAAACAUACAAACAUACUUAUAAAAUGCGUGAGUUUGGAACGAAAAAAUCCAUUACUUUUUUAACUCUAUAAUACAACUACUUGAAAUAAAAAUACUCAAUAUGCUUUAAGUACUACAUCUAAUUUCUUAAGUCUGUGCACAAACUCAAUUGAACCUCAAUAUUCCAAAACUCUGCAUUUCACUUUUUUCACUUCACCUUCCUAUCCUAUUUCUUUAACUACUAUACAUUACAAAGGAGUUAACAGUUUCGAUCAAAAUCGCCAUAACUUGCCAUAGGUUUCGAACUAAACUGCCCCCUCACAUUUUCACGUUUCUUACACAUUUUCUAACACCCAACUUAUAUCUCUCUGAACUCUUUCGCUAUGUAUUCCUUCAUACUACCGAAAAACUAUACAUAACUUUUAACUAUUUUCAUUUAUAUAAUCCUCUUUUCUACCACCACUCUCACAUUCAAAUGCUCAGGCUACUCAGCCUCUUUCGUUACAUUUCUCGAACAUACUCAAUCUUCAUUUUCCUAAUUUCAUAAAUCUUAUACUCAUAUCUUUUCCUCUUCUAACUAGCAUUCACUACUUAAAAAUUACUUUGACUUUGCUACAUUUAACUACAUUCUACCUCUCUUGCUCUACUUCGUUUCAAAUUUCUCACCACUAAUUUCACAUUUUCUCACACUUUCACUCUUGCGCACACUAUCUAUACUACUAUCUGUUUCGCUCAGCUUCUGAGUUCAUUAAGUGCUCAUUUACUCAAUCAAUGAGCUAGUAAAUAUCCACAAGUUACACAAUAAAUAUAAUGAUAGUCAUUUAAGUAUUUAUCGAUUUCAUUCUUAUCCUUUUUAAAUGAGUCUACUUUAUAUGUAUAAUACAUCUACAUAAACCUAAAUAUAUAUUUAACAUAUAUAUAUAAAAUGAGAUAAAUGAAGUAGUCCUUUUCAAUCGUAAUGUAAAACGAACUGUAAAUGUUAAAAUGCUAUAAACCGACAAAGAAUAUCUGAUGUAUUCGUAAAUAUGUUGAGAGUAUACACUAAAAUCUCAAAACAAAAAAAAAAAAAAAUUAAU
Messenger RNA from Bactrocera latifrons, 3657 nucleotides. RefSeq lists its product as uncharacterized. Lineage: Eukaryota; Metazoa; Arthropoda; Insecta; Diptera; Tephritidae. The coding region runs from base 304 to 1167 and encodes 287 amino acids. The transcript has a single exon. The record is from RefSeq and is a predicted model, not a curated record.